This is a messenger RNA of Halichondria panicea, 4234 nucleotides long. Its product is annotated as dual specificity protein kinase splB-like. Bases 340 to 3033 code for a protein of 897 amino acids. Gene Ontology annotation, molecular function: transmembrane receptor protein tyrosine kinase activity; protein binding; ATP binding. Gene Ontology annotation, cellular component: plasma membrane; signaling receptor complex. The record is from RefSeq and is a predicted model, not a curated record. NCBI's taxonomy places the organism in Eukaryota, Metazoa, Porifera, Demospongiae, Suberitida, Halichondriidae. The transcript has 20 exons. Gene Ontology annotation, biological process: positive regulation of kinase activity; cell surface receptor protein tyrosine kinase signaling pathway; nervous system development.
GCACAUGCCCAUGAAUGAAAACAUGGCGUCUAUGGAUAGGCUUGUGAGUAAGCAUCACCAGGAGAUAGCUGAACUUCAUAAUGAAGAAGUGAUCUGAGUAGAUAAUUAUAACUGGAAAAUACAAUCUACUCCUUCCUUGCUAUUAAGAUAUCAAAACCGAGGUCUGAAGUGUCUGACACUGAGUCAGGUCAACUCAUCACAGACGUGCAGAGGUCACGGAAUGCAUGGGAGCCGGAGAUCUACUACAGUAUUGUAGAUAUUGAGCUGAAGAAAUCAUUUUAGAGCAGCCACUUUGUCUUUCAUGAUAAGGCUUUUGGUGAAGAAAGUGUUGUUUCAAGAAUGAUCAGUCGAUUGCUGUUUGUUUGGGGCGUCUCCUUUCUAUUGGUCCAAGCCCAAGAGACAGGGAUCCCCUUUGCCCCUUCAAACCUCAAUAUAUCCACUCAAGGCAAAGAUUUUGUUCUAUCGUGGACCCCUCCAUUGAUCCGUGACUGGGAGAAUCUCACGUAUUCAGUCACGGUACGGAAUCAAGUCAGUAACGAGUCACGCAUGACCACCACUCUGAGUUCACUGUUCACCUUUAGCGAGAGCAUCGGAACGAGAGAUUGUCAAUUGUACGAGUUCACCCUGGUCUCCAUGAAUCAAGUUGGACUCAGUACGAAUGGUGUCUUCGGGAGUAGAAUAGUGCCUACGGAUCCUCGGAAAAUCAUGAGCAAUGAAGUUAUGACAACUGUUUCAUUGGCUGGUGGUCCUAAAGCAACACUUGUGUUUAAUGCCCCUGCCCCGUGCUCAGACUAUCCUAUCACUGGAUACCAAGUUGCCUACAGUGCCUACAGUGACCCUAAUGACCUCUCGGUACCUCAAGAACAGCGUCGGACUCUUGCUUUCCCGCGCACUCAAACCCAGUUAGGUGACGUCAUCGAAUUGGGCACCUCUAAUGGACUAGAGAUUGAUAGAUUGGUGGUGGUAGUAAUUACAGCUGUCAACAGUGCAGGGAAUACAGAAUCAGAGGAGAUUACAUUCCGAACCACCAGUGCCCAGUCAGCCAGUGUCACUAUCAACGACUCCUACAUCGGGACAGUCUCCUGUGACUUUGCCCCAGGCUCUACCGCCCAAGGCUGUAUGGUCUCGUUCACUCAAGUCGAUUCCAAUGGCAACAGAACGUUCCUCUUCAACGUCAACAUCAACGUAAGUCGGCCAACUGUCAAUGAUGUAGUUUUCAACGAGGUUCCCGAUGGUUCCGAGAUUGUGUCUACGGUACAAGAUUUGCAAUCGAACGGUAGAGUUGGACUUGUCUCAGCCCCUGCUAGUGUGAUAGGACCGUUCACACCAACUACCCAACCACCCCAACCAGACCCAACAGUGUCCACAACUCAGCCUGUGGUUACAAUCAGUCAGGAAGACCCAACAGUGUCCACAACUCAGCCUCUGGUUACAACCAGUCAGGAAGUGUUCACAACUCGGCCUGUUGUUACAACCAGUCAGGAAGGUGUGUCCGACUCUGUGAUAUUUACCAUCAUUGUUUUCGCCGUUGUGGCUGUUCUCGGUCUACUGGUGAUGGUGAUAGUUUUCUGUCCGUGUAUUAGAAAUAGGUCCAGAGGAAACAAGGUUGAAAUACCAAGAGAAGAGUCUACUGUAAGAACGAGAAAGCUGUCUGAUCGAAGCACUCUUUUGGAUUAUCAAAUGCGAGAGAUUGUGAAGUAUAUUCCAGAAUCAAUGAGAAUUCCCAGCUACAAUCUGAAACUACAAGAUGCAGUUGGUCAAGGAGCCUUUGGGAUUGUGUACAAAGGAUUACUAAUUGACUGGAACAAUGUUGCCAUAAGGGGCGUGGCAUUGAAGAUACUGAAAGGUCUGUUCACUCAGAGUGACGUACAGAGCAUGGUGAGUGAGAUCUCCAAGAUGCAAGAGUUCCACCACCCUCACGUUAUGUCCCUGAUUGGAGUGUGUCUUGACACUGGACCCGGUGCUUCCAUGGUGAUGCCAUAUAUGACCAACGGGAGCCUACUAGACUACUUGAAGAAAGAGAGGUGCAACUUAGAUUUGACAGAGGGAGAGAAUUCUGACAAGGUGUUUUCUGUCAGGAAGCUGUUGUUGAAGAUGUGUCAUCAGAUAGGUCUUGGAAUGGCAUAUCUUGCUCAGCACAAGUUUGUCCACCGAGACUUGGCUGCCAGAAACUGCAUGUUGGAUUCAAAUGGUGACCUCAAAGUGGGUGAUUUUGGCCUUGCUGAGGAUGUGUACAGUACUGGUUACUUCAGACAAAGUGAUUCUGAGAGGGUCAAACUUCCAUACAAAUGGUUGGCACUGGAGAGUUUAAACGAUGCCAUCUUUAACGAGAAGACUGACGUGUGGUCAUAUGGUGUGACCGUGUGGGAGGUCUUCAGUGGCGGCCGGACCCCCUACCCUGGAGUGGACCCAAUGUCCCUGGUGGCUCUACUCAGAGAGGGCAGGAGAUUGGAGCCUCCGCAGAAUGUUGCCUGUUCUACAGAAAUGGUCUCAUUAAUGGCUAGAUGUUGGUACGAGAAUUCUGAAGAGAGGCCAUCAUUUCAUGAGCUAGCAGCUGAGUUGGAUAGAGCUCUGACCAUCAUGGUAGGCUACGUGGAACUAAACAUGGAGCUACAAGUUGCUAUCACAGAGAAGGAGCUCGAGUAUGACUACGUCCUCUCACUUGAAGGGCAGAUAAAGCUUUCCAAAGCUUCCACUGAGGAAGUUGCCACAGAGACGAACGCUUCGUACGGGUUAAGAGCCGAAGAUCAGUUACAAACUGAAGAAGUACUCGUGGAAACCACUGUCGCUUAUGGAAUAACAAAAAAUCUUGAACUGAACAUGGAGCUAGUUGCAAUCACUGAGGAUGAACCUGUGGGGUGGCUGGUAAAUCUUCGGGAGAUUCUUCACCCAGUUUCCAAAAACCAUAACAUUACUCUGGCCGGAGGCAGCAAUUUCACAGAUAAGUUCUCGAUCUACAUGGAGUCAUUCGCCAUCUUAUGCCUAAAUCGGCCACCCGAUUAUUUUACUGAAUCGGCCUCACUUAAUGACUAGAAUUAUGGAGUCCAAUUUGUUACUAAAGCGUGAGACAAUUAAAGCGUGAGCCCGAUUUAGUAAAUCGGAAGGCCGAUAAUUAUAAUAAAAAUUAUAGUGAAGUGGAUUUUCAUGUACAUUAAACAUGUAGUUUUUACACAUUGUGUUUUGGCACAAACGGCAUCCCAUAUACAUAUAUAGCAGGUAAAUCCAUGUAGUAAGACACUUCAUAUCCCAAUGUGCUCUUGUCGUAGCUAAUAUGACGUCCUUUCUUGCUAUAUAUCUAUACCGUUAAAGUGUUCGGAGCUCUCUUCAGGUAAGCUGAUUACAUGCACACUGACUACCAUGCACUUAAACACCACAGCUCUUUUUAAGGACUGCUGUCAUAGUAGCUGUUGCACAUCUGCAACCCCAUGCAGCUUCAACUACUCAGCUACUCCUCUGAUUGAAACGAUCAACAUGAUUAUGCCUUCUCUUCUCUAACACUUCUAUUUAUUGCUGCACAAAGUGGAUGGACUAGAAACACAUUCAAUGUUGUAAUAGACCGUACAAACAAGUGAUCGAGAGAGAGCCAUAAUUAUAGAUCAAUCCCACGGAAACGCUAGACUGAGCGACUGACAAACUGCCUAUAAGUCACUUGUCUCUGUUGCAACGAGCAUUGCAGCCUGUUAGAUUGCUCAACGUCAUAUUAGCCCUGUAAUUGUAACCGCACUUACACUUCAGGGGAUUCAGUACAUUCCAUAGUAGCUAAAUCUCAUAGCAAAAUUUAACCACAUUAUCUAUAUCAUGUUUGGUAGUAUCGUAUAAUCUAUACACUUCCGCUGAGACGAGUGACUUAUAGGCAGUUUGUCAGUCGCUCGCCAGUCUACGGAAACGCAUUGAUUUAGUAAGGUUUCGUUUACAAAAAGAAAUUUAAAAGUAAAUGGAAUGAACCUCCCACCAGCAACUCUGAAGAGUACAAAAGCUCUGCUCUCAUAAUUAGUAAGACAUGUUUAGUACCUUGCAUAUAAUUAUUUUAUAUCGGUUUGCAAUAUGAGCACUGAUUUUACAUGCACUAGGCUAAGUCUGUUUUACUGUAGAGUGUGACUUCGUCCUCUCUCCUGAAGAGAUGAUGAAGCUUGCCAAGGCUACCACUGAGGAGGUUGACAUGGAGACAAACGCUGCAUAUGGGUUAAGAGCCAGAAAUGAGUUACAAACUGAACAAGUGCUCGUGGAGACCAAU